AUAUUCUCACCCUUCUUAGGUUUCACACCAACACUUUAGAUUUUCUCUUGCAUCACAUUAAUUAUUCUAGCCGACCUAAUUUUUGUCUCAAUCACUAUAUAUAUAUUUCUCACAAAUUUAUUGCAUGCCAAAAAGAUAUAUAAGAAUUUGAUCAGAGAGAUCAAGCUGGAUCAUCAUAUAUAUAUGGAUCAUAUGGAUAUGGAUCCAAGAAUAUGGAGCGGGUUACCGGAUCAUCUACUGGAACGGGUCCUCUCCUUCUUGCCCCUGAAAACAUUCCUCAGCCUCCGAUCAACCUGCAAACACUUCAAAUCCAUCCUAUCCUCACCUCUCUUCAUUUCCAAACACUCUUCUUCUCUCUCCUCUUCAUCAUCUUCUUCUCUCUCUUCUUUCAUCCUUCUCUCACAUCCACAGUUCCCUCAUAACAAAUACCCUCUCUACAACACCGUCACAAACUCGUGGUGCCCCGUCUCGCUUUCGAUCCCUUCGUCGACCCUCAAAUGCUCCGGUAAUACUACUCUUCUUACUUCUUCCAACGGCCUCCUCUGCUUCUCCGCCCCGGAUUCGUAUUCCUUCGUCGUGUGCAACCUCUUGACCAAGUCGAUACGACACGUGAAAUACCCUUUCCGCCCUUUUGCUUUCGAGCUCCUCACUCUCGUGGCGGUCCCCACCGCACCGAAUAAUAAUAAUAAUAAUAUCGCCGCAUACAAGCUAUUCAUGCUUUCGUCGUCCGCGGCCGCGGCCGCCCUAGUCUACGACUCGGAGGCCGGCGCGUGGCGGGAGUACGCCGCCGGGGGGUCCGCGGCGCUCAACGGGACACGCCACCAAAACGGGGUUUUCUUCGACGGGCGGGUCUUUUUCGCCACGUCGCGGCCGUUCAGCGUCGCGUGCUUCGAUUUGGAGAUGGGGAGUUGGGAGAGGUCGGCGUUAGGGUUGUUACCACCCGGGGGUGGGGGCGAUGAGGUGGCGUUCGCGCGGUUGGUGAGCGAUGGGGACCGCAGGAUGUACCUGGUUGGUGGAGUAGGAGUGAGCGGGAUAUCGAGGAGUGUGAAAGUGUGGGAGUAUAUAUACGAUCGAGAAGAUGGUACGAAUCGGUGGGCGGAGGUCGAAACGUUGCCGGAGAUGUUGUGCAAGAAAUUUUUGUCGGUGUGUUAUCAUAACUAUGAGCAUGUGUAUUGCUUUUGGCACAAAGGGUUGAUUUGUGUGUGCUGCUACACUUGGCCGGAGAUUUUGUACUAUAAGGUGUGCAGGAGGACUUGGCAUUGGCUGCCUAAAUGCCCUUCUUUGCCUCACAAGUGGAGUUGUGGUUUCAGAUGGUUUUCCUUUAACCCUCAGCUUUAUGCUAAUGUUUAAUUUUUAUUUACCUCUUUAUUUUUUUUAUUUUUUUUCCAUGCCUAAAAGUAUCAUGAAUUUAUUGCUUUGGUUGUUGUGUAGUUUGGUUGUAUGUUUAUUUGGUGAAGUUUAUAUGAUUAUAUUGUAACAUAUAUAUACACGUUUAU
Messenger RNA from Erythranthe guttata (spotted monkey flower), 1496 nucleotides. RefSeq names its product Galactose oxidase/kelch repeat superfamily protein. The record is from RefSeq and is a predicted model, not a curated record. Lineage: Eukaryota; Viridiplantae; Streptophyta; Magnoliopsida; Lamiales; Phrymaceae. Gene Ontology annotation, molecular function: protein binding.